GAGGAGGCGCUGCGGCUCUACCAGCACGCCGUGGAGUACUUCCUGCACGCCAUCAAGUAUGAGGCUCACAACGACAAGGCCAAGCACAGCAUCCGCGCCAAGUGCAUGCAGUACCUGGACCGGGCGGAGAAGCUGAAGGAUUACCUGCGCAGCAAGGACAAGCAGGGCAAGAAGCCUGUCAAGGAGGCCCAGAAUGACAGCAAGGGGUGCGUGAGGGCCGCGCUGGUGAAGAACCUCUUUGAGCUGGCGCGGCAGCACAAGCCCUCCAUCAUCUUCAUCGACGAGGUGGACUCGCUGUGCGGCUCCCGCAACGAGAACGAGAGCGAGGCGGCGCGGCGCAUCAAGACGGAGUUCCUGGUGCAGAUGCAGGGUGUCCGGUGCUCGGCCGUGGGGCAGCGCCGUGGGGACGGCCGCUCAUCCCGCGCCGUGCCCAGGUUCGAGAAGCGCAUUUACAUCCCGCUGCCCGAGGAGGCGGCCCGCGCGCAGAUGUUCAAGCUGCACCUGGGCAACACGCCGCACUGCCUCACGGAGGCCAACGUGCUCGAGCUGGCGCGCAAGACGGACGGCUACUCAGGCGCAGACAUCAGCAUCAUCGUGCGGGACGCCCUCAUGCAGCCCGUCCGCAAGGUGCAGUCGGCCACGCACUUCAAGAAGGUCCGAGGCCCCUCGCGCACAAACCCCAACGUGAUCGUGGACGACCUCCUGACGCCAUGCUCGCCCGGGGACCCUGGCGACACCGAGAUCACCUGGAUGGAGGUGCCCAGCGACAAGCUGAUGGAGCCCAUCGUCUGCAUGAAAGGCCGGGGAACGUCUCCAUAG
Tinamus guttatus (white-throated tinamou) is the source of this 819-nucleotide messenger RNA. NCBI's taxonomy places the organism in Eukaryota, Metazoa, Chordata, Aves, Tinamiformes, Tinamidae. The record is from RefSeq and is a predicted model, not a curated record.